Molecule: messenger RNA, 2854 nt
Organism: Symphalangus syndactylus (siamang)
Lineage: Eukaryota; Metazoa; Chordata; Mammalia; Primates; Hylobatidae
Gene: CYBA
Product: cytochrome b-245 alpha chain
Molecular function (GO): heme binding
Source: RefSeq, a predicted model, not a curated record
GGGCCUGGGCGGGGCGGGGUUCGGCGGGGAGCGCGGGGGCGGCAGUGCUCGCCUAGCAGAGUCCCAGCCGGGUUCGUGCCGCCAUGGGGCAGAUCGAGUGGGCCAUGUGGGCCAACGAGCAGGCGCUGGCGUCCGGCCUGAUCCUCAUCACUGGGGGCAUCGUGGCCACAGCUGGGCGCUUCACCCAGUGGUACUUUGGUGCCUACUCCAUUGUGGCGGGCGUGUUUGUCUGCCUGCUAGAGUACCCCCGGGGGAAGAGGAAGAAGGGCUCCACCAUGGAGCGCUGGGGGCAGAAGUACAUGACCGCCGUGGUGAAGCUGUUCGGGCCCUUCACCAGGAAUUACUACGUUCGGGCUGUCCUGCAUCUCCUGCUCUCGGUGCCCGCCGGCUUCCUGCUGGCCACCAUCCUUGGGACCGCCUGCCUGGCCAUCGCGAGCGUCAUCUACCUGCUGAGCCAAGUCCUUCCUGCCUGCAGAGGCAACUGCCGUUCCCUUGCUGUGCGUCUUCUAGUGUGUGUGCGUGUUAAAUGUGCAGCACUUUCUGUGUACGCCUUCCGCGCGUGGAAGUGGAGUUCUGCUUCAAGGCUCACUGACCUGCCCCCAGCACCGGCAGGACGCUCCUUUAGAAUCCCUUCCUGCUGCCAAGCACUCAUCUGGGCUGUUGCUUUGUUCUCCAGGGGCCACCCACAUGCCCCCCAUCUCCCUGCUGCCACGCACAGCUAGUGGCUCCUGGAGACCUCAGGAGGAAUUCCUUGUGCUAAAGCCAGAGAGGAAUUGCUGGGUCAGGCAUCACCCUCUGCACCGUUCACCCUGCCGGGCUCAGCUGCUCCCCAGCAGACAACCCACCACCAGCCAUGCGGCCCUGUCUCCCCCACCGUGCACUAGGCUUUCUCCCACGCUUGCCAGUUUCACAGCACGAGCUGGACAUGUGGAGCUUGGACUCGCCCUUCUCUGACUGUGGAUUUGAGCUGUUGGAGUUUCUUCUCCCUUGAGUUGCCUGUUCAUAUCCUUUGCCUAUUUUUCUAUUGUGGUUUUUGUCUUUUUUUUUUUUAAGACAGAGUCUCGCUCUGUCCCCCAGGCUGGAGUGCAGUGGCGCGAUCUCGGCUAACUGCAAGCUCCGCCUCCCAGGUUCACGCCAUUCUCCUGCCUCAGCCUCUCCGAGUAGCUGGGACUACAGGCGCCCGCCACCACGCCCGGCUAAUUUUUUGUAUUUUUAGUAGAGACGGGGUUUCACCGUGGUCUCGAUCUCCUGACCUCGUGAUCCGUCCGCCUCGGCCUCCCAAAGUGCUGGGAUUACAAGCGUGAGCCACCGUACCUGGCCUUUUUUUUUUUUUUUGUGAGACGGAGUCUCGCACUGUGGCCCAGGCUGGAGUGCAGUGGCGUGAUCUCGGCUCACUGCAAGCUCCGCCUCCUGGGUUCACGCCAUUCUCCUGCCUCAGCCUCCUGAGUAGCUGGGACUACGGGCACGUGCCAUCAUGCCUGGCUAAUUUUUUGUAUUUUUAGUAGAGAUGGGGUUUUACCGCAUUAGCCAGGAUGGUCUUGAUCUCCUGACUUCGUGAUCCGCCCGCCUCGGCCUCCCAAAGUGCUGGGAUUACAGGCGUGACCCACUGUGCCCGGCCUGAUUGUGUUUUUCUGAAGUUGUAGGAAUUCCACAUAUAUUUCAGCUAUUGAGCCUUCGUAACCUUUAGACACGGGGGAUGCCUUCCUGCUUCCUGGUAAGGGUCUGUUAACUUGGCCCAUGGAGUCCUUCACUGCACGGAAGAGCAGAGGUUUCCCCGUUCACUUGCUCUAUGGUCUGUGCUUUGUGAAAACACCUUUCCCUGGCCCUGGGUCCUACGUUCACGUUCCUGCAUUUUCUUCUAUCAGCCUUCUAGUUUUGCUCUUCAGGGCGGAAUGUUUCUGUUUUGGAGUUAGGUGGGAUCACACAUGUCCAGUUUCUCUUUCUGCUUCAUGAUGUAUAUGAUGCGACAUAUUUUCUACCAGAUAUUAUGGGAUAGAAGAUGAAAAGCACACACUCCCAGGUCCACUUGACCUGUUGCAGUGGAACCUCUGGGCCUGGGCCCAGGAGUCUGUAUUUUUAGUAAAAGCCAGUGGAAUCCUGUGUUCUUCAAGCUGUCCCCCCACCACCCCCAUGUGCAGAAAUGCCUGGGCACCCUUGGGGGGCUGCCGGCCAGGGUGGGUGAAUGGCGCCCACAGACGGAGCAGGGCCUGCUACUCUCCUGGGCCACCCUUCCUGCUGGGCCUCAGGUGUGCCUCCCUGCCUUCUUUGCCCUUGGUGCUUUGGGGGGAGAAUUUGGGUGCUAGAAUUUGCAUCUGGGAGUGUCCACCAGGGGAUCUUCCAGAAGCCCAGGGGUUCCGGCCCCGCUCCUGGCAUGAAGAAAUAGCUUGGGCUGGUGUCAGGCCGACCCAGGUCCUGGCUGUGUGGCCUCGGGCGUGUCACUUAACCUCUCUGAGCGGCAGUCACAGCAUCCCGCGUGGGAUUCAGACUUGAGCCUGUCCCGGGGCCCCUAGCGGGGUGGGCCUCCAGGGAAGGAGGGCGGACGCUGGGGCGCGGCCCAACCCCUCAGUGCCCCGCAGGCGGCUGUUCGUGGCGAGCAGUGGACACCCAUCGAGCCCAAGCCCCGGGAGCGGCCGCAGAUCGGAGGCACCAUCAAGCAGCCGCCCAGCAAUCCCCCGCCGCGGCCCCCGGCCGAGGCCCGCAAGAAGCCCAGCGAGGAGGAGGCUGCGGCGGCGGCGGCGGGGGAACCCCCGGGAGGUCCCCACGCCAACCCCAUCGCGGUGACCGACGAGGUGGUGUGACCUCGCCCCGGACCUGCCCUCCCGCCAGGGGCGCAAUAAACGCAGCCAUGCCUGGA